AUGGGCUACUCGAUUUGCUCCUACUUCUGGUCUGGUUCGGAGACGCUUUCGUCGAUCGAUCUCACGUCCUACCUUGGCAUCACAGGGGCUGCCCUGGCUCAGGCAACGUUGCCUGAGCCAGGGCAUUGGGUCACAAAAGCCCGACCUAACCCUGUCGUAACUCCAACGGCUACUGCGACACCAUUGCAGGUGAUUGAGUACAUGGAAUCUUCGGAGAAGAAACUAAAACAAAAGGGCCUGAAAUUCUGGCGACGGGGAUAG
Molecule: messenger RNA, 261 nt
Organism: Fonsecaea erecta
Lineage: Eukaryota; Fungi; Ascomycota; Eurotiomycetes; Chaetothyriales; Herpotrichiellaceae
Exons: 2
Coding region: 1-261 (86 amino acids)
Source: RefSeq, a predicted model, not a curated record